AUACGAACUCCCCCGUGAGUCCGUGACCCUGAAAAACCCUCUCAAAGCUUGGUUUUGGUCUCCCUCCACUCUCCGACUCCUCUCUCUCUCUCUCUCCCGAAAUGGUCCAAUUCCACGAGCACAUCAUAACCGAACUCCUCGACGAUCCUCAAAACGGCAGCGGCCUCGUCGUUCUCUCCUCCGGCCUCUCCCUCCCCAGACUCAUCGCCGCCCUCCUCCUCCUCCACACUCCUUCUCAGGGCACCCUCCUCAUCCUCUCCCCCCACCAACCUUUCUUCAAAUCCCAACUCCUCCACCACUUCCACCCCAACCCCAUCCCCGAAAUCUCCGCCGACCUCCCCUCCCACCACCGCCACUCCCUAUACACCUCCUCCAAUGUCUUCUUCAUCACUCCCCGCAUCCUCAUCGUCGACCUCCUCACCAGCAAAUUACCCACCUCCCAAAUCGCCGGAAUCAUCAUCCCCACCGUUCAUUCCCUCACUGAAACCUCCACCGAAGCAUUUAUCGUCCGGAUUUUCCGCUCCCUCAACAAAACGGCGUUUGUUCGCGCGUUUUCUGACAAACCCCAUUCCAUGGUUUCUGGGUUUGCCAAGGCGGAGAGGAUUAUGAAGUGCUUGUACCUCCGGAAGAUGCACCUCUGGCCGAGGUUCCAUGUGGAUGUGUCGCAGGAGCUGGAGAGGCAGCCGCCGGAGGUGGUGGAUAUACGGGUGCCAAUGACCAAACACAUGGUGGGAAUUCAGAAGGCGAUAAUUGAGGUGAUGGAUGCUUGCUUGAAGGAGAUGAGGAAGACCAAUAAGGUUGAUGUGGAGGAUUUGACGGUGGAGAACGGGUUGUUUAAGUCGUUUGAUGAGAUUGUGAGGAGGCAAUUGGACCCCAUUUGGCAUACCUUGGGGAAGAAGACUAAGCAGCUCGUCUCCGAUUUAAAGACUCUUAGAAAGCUCUUGGAUUAUCUUGUCAGAUAUGAUGCGGUAACUUAUUUGAAAUACUUGGAUACACUACGCGUGUCAGAGAGUUUUCGAUCAGUCUGGAUAUUUGCAGAGUCAAGCUAUAAGAUAUUUGAGUAUUCAAAGAAAAGGGUGUAUCGGUUUGUGACAUCAGAUGGUGUGAAAUUAAGUGAUAAGAGUAAAAGUUCGAAAGGCAAGAAAAGAAAACUGAAAGGGGAUGAUGAUAAUGAGCAAGUUGGAGGCACAUCGUCGACCAGUACAAGUAGUAGGAUAGUUUUAGAUGAAGUUUUAGAGGAGGCACCAAAGUGGAAGGUUUUACGUGAGGUUCUUGAAGAGAUAGAAGAGGAAAGGCGACAGGCUUCGUCAAGAGAGGAACUUUUGGUUGAAGGUGAUGACGAUUAUAGUGGUAUUGUUCUAGUGGCAUGCAAAGAUGAACGUUCAUGCAUGCAGCUUGAAGAUUUCAUCACCAAUGGACCACAGAAGGUCAUGCGGGAGGAAUGGGAAAACUACUUGCUAGGAAAGGGAGAGCUCCGUGACUUGCAUACACGGUAUAAAAAGAAAUCAAAGAAUCCCAAAGGUUUUGGGGUUCUAGAUGGAGUUGUUCACGUAGCACCCCCACAGAAUGCAGAAGCUAGCAGCGUAAACAAGCAGGAACACGAUGCCCUUUUGGCUGCAGCUGCUGAAAUUAGAAAGCGAGCUAAAAAAGAUGAUGCUGUUGGAGAUGAUCCUCAGCUUCUUGUUAGUGGGAGAGGACAUGGAAGGGGAAAGGGAAGGGGAAAAGUAGUUCCUUCAAAAUCCCCACAGAAUGCAGAAGCUGGCCGUGGAAACAACCAGGAACAUGAUGUGCUAUUGGCUUCAUCGUUAGAAAUUCAAAGGAAAGCCGAAAAAGAUGAUGCUGUUGGAGCUAAUCCUCCUCUUCUUGUUAGUGGCAAAGGACGUGGAAAGGGUAGGGGAAAAGUAAGGACCAAAAACAGCCUUGCCAAGGUUAAAUGUUUGGAUAAAGCCAGUAAUAAUGAUAAAAAAGAAUUCAUACCUGAUGAUCUUGUUAUACCGGAUUCAGAGGAUGAAGGACAAGAAUAUGAACUCAAUCAGGUGGUGACUGCUGAUUCUACUGAACCUACAUGCCAGAUUGACCCUGUAGAUGAAGGGGUGUUGAGGAAGCAUACUGGAGUAGCGGAUUCAACUGGAACAAUAAAUGCUAAGCCACUACCUCCAGUUCACUUUUAUGCUCUUGAAAGUGGUCAACCUAUACUGGACAUUUUGAGACCCUCUAUUAUCAUUGUUUACCACCCAGAUAUGACUUUUGUCAGAGAAAUUGAAGUUCAUAAAGCUGAGAACCCCUCAAAGAAGUUGAAAGUUUAUUUUAUUUUCUAUGAAGAUUCUUCUGAGGUGCAAAAGUUUGAGGCGAGUAUAAGAAGGGAAAAUGGAGCGUUUGAAUCUUUGAUUAGGCAGAAGUCACUAAUGAUGAUACCAGUUGACCAGGAUGGGAACUGCUUGGGAUUGAAUUCUUCCCAAGAACCGCAAGCUUUGUCAUCCCAAAAUUCUUUAACCAGAAAAGCGGGGGGAAGAAAGGUUGCUGAGAAGGAAAUGCAGGUCAUAGUGGAUAUGAGAGAGUUCAUGAGCAGCCUUCCAAAUGUUCUUCACCAGAAAGGCAUGCGCAUAAUACCCGUAACUUUGGAAGUUGGGGAUUAUAUCCUUUCUCCACUGAUAUGUGUGGAGAGAAAGAGUAUCCAAGAUCUCUUUAUGAGUUUCACAUCAGGUCGUCUUUAUCACCAAGUGGAAACAAUGGUUCGAUACUAUAGAAUACCUGUUCUUCUGAUUGAAUUUUCACAGGAUAAAAGUUUCUCCUUUCAGUCCGCAAGUGAUAUUGGUGAUGAUGUCACACCAAAUAGUAUUAUAUCUAAGCUGUCGUUGCUUGUUCUACACUUCCCCCGGUUGCGAAUCAUUUGGUCUCGCAGUCUGCAUGCUACUGCUGACAUAUUUGCUACUCUUAAGGCAAAUCAGGAUGAACCUGAUGAGAGCAAAGCAACUAGAGUUGGUGUACCCUCUGAAGAUGGAAUUGUGGAGGAUGAUGUGAGGGCUGAAAACUACAAUACAUCUGCGGUGGAGUUUUUGAGACGACUCCCUGGUGUUACAGAUUCAAAUUACAGGGCCAUAAUGGAUGGGUGUAAGAGCUUGGCAGAACUCGCUCUUAUGCCGGUGGAGAAGCUAGCGGAACUAAUGGGCGGUCAGACUGCUCGCACUCUCAGAGACUUUCUUGAUGCCAAGUAUCCAACCUGUUAUGAAGAUUAGCAGUCAUCAUAAUACAUAUCUAAUGUAUUCAUUGGUGUAUCAUUGCAGUGAUUAUUUAGCUUACGAUUUUGUCAUUUGAAUAUUGUUGUUGGGUUUAAUUCUUUUUCAUUUGGCAAUUCAUUGUAUAAUUUGUUGUAAGCACAGGAUAUUUAUGAGGAAACUUGUUGAACACCGAGGAUUUUGAUUGCGA
Pyrus x bretschneideri (Chinese white pear) is the source of this 3426-nucleotide messenger RNA. Its product is annotated as DNA repair endonuclease UVH1. Gene Ontology annotation, molecular function: single-stranded DNA binding; single-stranded DNA endonuclease activity; damaged DNA binding. Gene Ontology annotation, biological process: resolution of meiotic recombination intermediates; double-strand break repair via homologous recombination; nucleotide-excision repair involved in interstrand cross-link repair. Gene Ontology annotation, cellular component: nucleotide-excision repair factor 1 complex. The record is from RefSeq and is a predicted model, not a curated record. Lineage: Eukaryota; Viridiplantae; Streptophyta; Magnoliopsida; Rosales; Rosaceae.